Molecule: messenger RNA, 864 nt
Organism: Haemonchus placei
Lineage: Eukaryota; Metazoa; Nematoda; Chromadorea; Rhabditida; Trichostrongylidae
Source: the annotation of a GenBank genome assembly
AUGGUUCUGAGUAAUGACCAAGCGGAAGCCGUUCGACUGGCGGUCAGCAACGAGCCGAUUGUGGCCAUUCAAGCGGCUCUUGGCAUAGAUAAGAUGGUGGCGGGAGCUAUAAUAGCGGCGCUCUUCUCGUCGCGACCACCAUCAACAGUAGUUGUAACAGCAACUCUAAUGCGGCGGUUGCCCAAUUUACAGAGACUUUAUCUCGAUGACUUCGCUCAUCUUGAGGUUGUUCGCUAUUUAUCGGACACCGCAGCGUCCGACAACCUAUAUCCCACGGGGGUAGACCUAACUGUAGUCCUAAAAUCGCUCGGCGAUCGUUAUGAGGCUCAGCUCGGUGCAGCUGAGCGAGAAUUCUGUAGAGGAUUCAAGGAGAAACGAGAGCUCCUUGAGCGGUGCCUAGAAGACCCCACUAUGUUCCUCUACAUGUCCGAAGAGGGCCAAAACGAAUAUGGGAUUGCGGAGCGCUCCGUCUCCCAACCCAUAGAGAAAAUGGUUAUGCUUAUGUUCCGUGUCCAACGUCCGGCCAUCCUUUGUCUCACUGCGGGCUCGCUGCUGAAUUCGACGGACCUGGCAAACGGCCUCUUUCGUAGAUACUCGAGCUCCUUUGGUGCAAUAAUAGGAGACGAAGCGUCUCAGGUACCCGGGCCCGCCCUGGCUGCCAUAGCUAGCCGCAUUCCGGAAGCGAAGCAGUGCUACAUAAGGGAUAUACACCAACUUGAGCCCCAUGCUCGAUGUCAACGAACUUCGACCAGUCAUUUUUGGCGCUCGCAACGUCAUGAGUGUCCUAGUGGGAGCCGAAGCCGUGCCGGUGUCUCUUCUGGUUACAACCUUCAGGGCGCACCCCGCUCUAAAUGCGCUCCCUAA